AUGCAUGAAGCGUUCUAUGCCAUAUUGUUGCAGGUCCUCCCUUAUAUGGGAACUCUGCACUUCGACAAAAUCAUGGAAGAUGCAAUUCGCGAGCACCCUUUUUAUAAUCUGGAGGAGUACGGAGAAUUCGGAGGCUUCAACGGAAUAGAAGAUCCUAUGCAGGCCACCAUAUCGCUGAUUUAUUUUGCCAUUGCUGCCGUCUCGCCGAUUCUACAAUGGUAUCUGAAACAUCGCAUUCUAAAGACACUUACAGUCAGCAACACGCAUUCACAAAUGUCGAAAAGGAGCUCCAACAUGUUUCUCAAA
Molecule: messenger RNA, 306 nt
Organism: Cooperia oncophora
Lineage: Eukaryota; Metazoa; Nematoda; Chromadorea; Rhabditida; Trichostrongylidae
Source: the annotation of a GenBank genome assembly